UUUAUUUAAUGAAAAACAUUUGUAAAUUAUUUCAAAAUUAUUAAACAUUUUGCGGUCAUGUAUACACAUAAGUUUGUUAUGUGACUAAAUUCAAAAUCAAGCAAAGGAAAACAUUUCUCUCUCUGUUUUCCGCCCCCCUUCUCUUUGUCUCUGUCUGCUUGCAAAAUUUACUAUAUAAAUCAAAAUUCAGGUACUGAGUUAAUCCAAUGGAGAGGGGGAAGGUACAUUGGUAUCAUGUGCAUGGAUAUGGCGAAAUGUUUGGAAAAGCAUUUGGGCACUGGAAUGUGGCAUAGCUACUUGCCGGUCUCAUACGUAAAACAAUUGGAAUCGGCGGGAGCUGUCGUCAUACCCAUUUGGAUUGGCCGCGAUCGCGAUUACUAUGAGGGGAUAAUGAACCUGGUGAAUGGCGUGCUGUUGCCUGGCGGCGCUGUGUUUCUGGACGAGGACGAGACGAAGGAGUUUAAGGAGUCCAAGGAGUUCAAGGAGUCAAAGGAGCAGCCGCGUUUGACAAACGAUUGUGUGGCAGCUGCACAGCAUAUCUAUGAGAUUGCGAUGCGCAAGAAUGCGGCAGGCGAACACUUUCCGCUGUGGGGCACUUGCCUCGGCUUUCAGCUGAUGAUGAUCAAUGCAGCACGAACCAAAGAAGUGCGCACAAUGUGCCGCAAGCCGCGCUUCGAAGCGUUACCACUGCAACUGACUCACGACUACGCCGAAUCCCAGAUGUUCAAAGGAAAACCCGCCGAGUUGGCUCAACAGAUGACUCGAGAGCCAUUUGCCUGCCAUCAACAUAGAUAUGGAAUACCUGAAACCCAGCUGCGUCGCUUUAAACUACACGAGGAUUGGCAUGUGUUGGCCACGCGGGAGGACGAAGAAGAUGCGCCGCGAUUCGUGACACUCAUCGAGCAUCGCAAAUAUCCGAUCGCCGGGGCGCAAUUUCAUCCCGAGAAAGUGGCACACGAAUUGCUUUUCGCCAAGCCUGAUACUUGCCAGGCAUCGCACACUUCAAGCUGCAUUAAGUUGGCUCAACAUUUUGCCGAUUUCUUUGUGAAUGCGUGUCGUCGCAAUGCGAAUAGAUUUGCCAGCCCAGAGCAACUGGCAUGUCACAUGAUCUGCAAUUGGAAGCCGGUGUUUUGUGGCAAAUUCGCCAGCUCACAUUGGGUGGAAUGCUAUGUCUUCGAACAGGACGUGGACUAUCCCAAGGAGGUGGCAAUUGUAGAAGAGAAGGUGCAACAACCCCUUGCGGCAUCGAAGUAAAGUAAAUUCCAGAAAACUUUCCAUUCUCGGUACUUUUCCGCCUCGUCGCCUUUUGGGCAUGCAAAUAUUUCGUAUACGCAGUGGAGGCUCGUCAUUGUCGAAGGUGUGUGUUUGUCUUGUCUGUAAGUGUAUGAGUGUGUGUGUGUUUGUGUGUGCCAAUGUGUGUGUGUAAUUAGCCCUUGUUGCUAGUGCGCAUUUGUCUGGCGCGUGCUCAGAACAACACACUCUUAAAGUCGCACACCUGCGUUUUGGCUAACCGUAGCGUAAAAAUAAAAAUAAUUGUCUGUCGUCGUCUGUA
Molecule: messenger RNA, 1552 nt
Organism: Drosophila sulfurigaster albostrigata
Lineage: Eukaryota; Metazoa; Arthropoda; Insecta; Diptera; Drosophilidae
Gene: l(3)72Dr
Product: gamma-glutamyl hydrolase
Exons: 3
Coding region: 235-1254 (339 amino acids)
Biological process (GO): tetrahydrofolylpolyglutamate metabolic process
Cellular component (GO): vacuole
Molecular function (GO): gamma-glutamyl-peptidase activity
Source: RefSeq, a predicted model, not a curated record